This is a messenger RNA of Rhizophagus irregularis DAOM 181602=DAOM 197198, 1283 nucleotides long. RefSeq lists its product as uncharacterized. NCBI's taxonomy places the organism in Eukaryota, Fungi, Glomeromycota, Glomeromycetes, Glomerales, Glomeraceae. The record is from RefSeq and is a predicted model, not a curated record.
GGCUCCAUUAUCAUCGACGACAGCAAAAUCCAAAGAAUAUCCCAUAACACUUCACAAUUCAACUUUAAAUGGACAACUUCUAACAUCAUUAUUGCCGUGGCAAACGAUUUCAUAUCUACAAUAUUUUAGACACAGUGGAAGAUUUACUUUUCGUUACGAAGGAUUUUCUAAACUUGAUUCAUUAAAGGAUUUAUUAGUUCAUUUAUCCCGUCGUCGUAAUGAAUAUUUAAUCUCAGGAGAUACAAUAAAAAAUCCUGGUUCAGUUUACAGAUUUAAAUUACCAACAAUUUGUUCAAUCUGUUACGAAGUUGGACACAAACCGGAAGAAUGUAAAGUUAUUGAUAUAACUCUUUCAAGAAGAAUGUUAAAUCAACGAGAUAUUGAUAUCAUGAUUGAUCAAAUUUUAGAAUUUAGUUGCCCUGUUAGAAAAAUUGCUUUAAGAUUUAACCAAGUAGGAUCAAAAUCAAUUGCAAAAUUAAUCGAAAAUAAUAAUAGUACUAUUGUUGAAUUAAUUUUAGGUAAUACUAUGAUUGAUGAUAGUGGUAUUCUAUUUAUUAUCGAGGCGUUAAAGAAAAAUCGAUCCGUAAAAAAUUUAACGUUGGAUAACAAUGAUUUUGGGGACGAAGGUUUAUGUGCCAUGGCCGACCUAUUAAUGAUAAACCAGACUUUGAAAUCUAUUGAUUUGGCUCAACAAAAUUCUGAAGUUUCUUUAAAAUUUUUAGAAAAAUUAGAUAGAGCUUUAUUAUAUAAUACGAAAUUAACUUGUAUUUAUUUUAAUACUAAAGGUUUACAAUUACGAAACUCAUCAUCAAAUUUUAAUCUUCAAAAAUCUCAAAUUCCUUUAGAUGAAAGGAAGAACCAAAUAUUUUCAAGAAUUGUAAAAAAUCUUCAACAAAAUCGUUUAUUUGAUUCCCCCACUACAGCCAGUAUGAUUGAAUUAGUAAGUAAAGCGAGAAUUUUAUUACUAAAUAAUCUUAAUAGUAACGUUUUAAUGAAAGUUCCUCCCGAAGUUUGGAUACAAAUAUUUAAUAAAUUUGGUGAAGAAAGAGGGUUAUCCAAAAGGCAAGUUGAUAUGAUCUUAAAGUACGCUGGUACUAGAACUACUCUUUCCAAAGAUAUAACUGAGCGAAAAUUUUUAGAAUCAAUUUAUACAAAUAAUAUAUUUUGGGAAUAAUUUUUGGAUCUGUAAAUAUUAAUAAAGUUAAUAAUGUUUUUAAGAGUUCCUCUUCGUAAAAUACCGGCAAACUGGGUUUAAUACAUUAUAUAUUUUAUAAAAAAAAAAA